Molecule: messenger RNA, 4264 nt
Organism: Misgurnus anguillicaudatus (oriental weatherfish)
Lineage: Eukaryota; Metazoa; Chordata; Actinopteri; Cypriniformes; Cobitidae
Product: interleukin-6 receptor subunit beta
Biological process (GO): cytokine-mediated signaling pathway
Cellular component (GO): external side of plasma membrane; signaling receptor complex
Molecular function (GO): cytokine receptor activity; cytokine binding
Source: RefSeq, a predicted model, not a curated record
UAUCACGAAAAAAGAAUAAAAAAAUUACGCGACUAUAUAAUGAAAUAAAAAGAUAUGUCACGGGCUUGCCUGCACGGCCAGAAUUGCCUCGAGGUGCGUCAUUUUCGGAUGCGUUGCCGCAGGCGCGGUUACAAAAAUUAUAAAUUUUUCCUACUAUGGAAGCCCUAGGGCUCAUGAUCGGUUUGAUUUCAAACAUACCUCAAAAUACAGUAUAUUCCUUUGUGUUCAUCAGAACAUAGAGAUUUAUACAGGUUUGUAACAACAUUAGCAUGACUAAAUGAUGACACAAGUUUUAUUUUUGGGUGAACUAUCCCUUUAAAACUUUGGCCGUGGCUGUAUCCCAUCUAGCCCUAAACCAUUCGAUCCCAGGUCUGUUAAAUUACCUUCAUUACCAAAUAGGCUAUGUCACACACAAAACGUGUGACUUGUCGAUUGUAAAAAGAUAAAUAAAACCGCACGUUUCUGCAAACAAAGCUGCUUUGCUUGUUAUCUCAUGGUUAUUUUCCUGGGCAUGAACUGACUGAACGUGACAAAAAAUCUUAAAUAUGUUUCGCCGGCAGUUCACUAGCUUUUAAGACACAGUUAUGAUAGCUAAAAGUGAUGCAUAGGCGAAGGGAAUACCCCCUGAAUCUCUUCCGUCAGUUCGUGGGCUGUGUGAGAUCAUUGAAACAGACGCUCAGAAGAGGCGACGAUGCGCGAGUGUUCGGAUGCUUUAUAUCUCUCUCUUGCCUUUUAUUUCACUCUGGCUAUUUCUAAAGCAACAGGAUCCUGUGACUGCGGCAGACCACCCUGUACAGUAAACACAAAAUGUAACUUCACAGAAGGAGCUAAUGAUUUUACAUGCUAUAUAAAAAAUGGAAAACAGUUUUACAUCUGUGAGUGGGAACCCGGAGAUAUCUCAACCUCAUACACACUCUGCAUUAAACAGAGGAGGUGCAAAUGUGUAAAGAACACAACUUCAAUCGCAGGCAAAAUCCCUGUAAUAGAAAAUGUCAACAACAUGAAAGCUUAUGUUAUUGCAACAAGUGAAGAUCAGACAAGCUGUACCUACAAAAGUUUAAGUGGUGAUCCAUCAAAUAUGAGUAUUUGCAGUCCUCCAUCAGCAGUAGUCUUUGAAAGAAAAUUAGGAAAUAUGUCUGUUCAAGUAAAAUGGGAAGCUGAGAGUCUUAUAAAAAAGUUCUCUGUAAAGUACAGAGAGUUCAAACCUAAAGCGGAGUGGAAAGAGCAACUAUCUAUAAACAAUAUAGAAUGUUAUAUAUGGAAUCUGACAUCUGUUCUGCCAUAUGAGAUGCAAAUACAGUGCAUUCCCAAUGCAGACUGUUUCCAGUGUCCUCCUGGUGAGGUCAUCAUUGUCCCACGUGAACUUAUGGAUGCCCCAUACAUUCAGCAUGAGAUUCAAGACCAUGUAAAGGAUCCAGUUGUAUUAGCAGGACAAAGAAAAGUGAUUGUGAAGUGGAAGUAUGCAUACAGUGAGGCUGUGACUUACUACAAUGUGACUGUAAGAAAAGUCUGUGGGGAGUCCAUCAAGGAUGACAGUUUUGCCACCAAAGAUGCAACCAUCACCCUGUUUCUGUCUUACUCCGGCUACAACAUUAGCAUCCGGGCCUUCAACAGUGCUGGAUCGUCCCCUGCUGCCAGUAUAAUCAUAGACGACAUGGAUGACUACCUGCAGAAUACUCUGGAUUGGUAUCGCCCAUUCAAUGUCAGCAUAACCAGCAACAACAGUUUCAGUCUGUGGUGGAGCAGCUCCGUCUUAAGUGUGUGUUUCUCUGUAGAGUGGUGGGCAAGAGGACAGAUACCAGCUUUCCGAUCAUUCUACAUGGAUAGACAGACGACACACAAGGAGAUAACUGAGAUUACUGAGAGCACGUUUCAACCCUAUGUGAGGUAUUACUUCGUCCUGCACACCAGACCAUACAAAGACACCUGCAACAUGAAAAACAUAAAUGACAGUGAAAUAACCUAUGGCACGUCCCAAGCCUACCUCACUGAAGGAAUUCCUAUCAGUGCUCCUGGAAAUGUGACAGUUUUGAACAUUACCCAGCAUUCCUCAGUGAUCACAUGGAGCCCUGUACCCGAGGAAGAUUUGCGUGGAUUCUUGCUAGGCUACAAAAUUUACUACAUAGAGGAUGACACUGAAUCAUUCACUGUAAUGCAUCCCAGUCUGAACAGCUUUGAGUUGCAGAAACUCAAAAGCAACAGUGCAUACCGCGUGCAGCUGGCUGCGUUUACUGCAGCUGGGGAAGGCCAACGCAGUGAUCCCAAACCAUUUGUUACAAACACGCUGGAAUUCACAGCCUUGAACAGCAUUAUAGCUGCAGUCAUCAUGGGAAUCAUCAUCCUUUUACUAGCCGUUCACCUCAGCUGUCGACUACUGCACAGAGCCAAGAAACUGCUUUGGCCCAGUAUACCAAAUCCCGGAAACAGUAAUGCAGUUCAGAAAAUCGAAAUUGGCCAUGAACUGAAUAUCCUUGAGCCACUCAUCAGAAAGAAGCUUGAGGAGAGCGAGGCAUGUGACCCCAGUGCAGUAUGUGUUGUUGAGAGGAAAAAAGAGGCAUCUCUUCUCAGCAGCUCUUCAAUACUCGAGGCUGCCGUAAGACCCCCCGUCCCCCUCCUCAGUGAAGAGGAAGACAGCACAUCCACAUCGGAAGACAGCACAUCCACAUCGGAAGAAAUGGCAACCAUAGACACCCCAACAUUUGAACCGAAUAAAGAGUCUGUUCCAACGGAGGACUUUCCUAUGAACCUGAUUAACAUAGAACCUACUUUGAGUGCUUCAAUGGACAACAAAGCCCCCGAAGAUUCUUCUAAAUCUCAAAGUGACUUAAUGCCAGCAUCUCCUGUGAAGCCUGCUGUGGUUUUCAUGAGUGACUACACCACUAUGGAAUUUUUCCAGCAGGUUGCUAGGGCUGGGAUCCAGAGUACAUCCUUCCAAACAGGACAACAAGGACUUGUUUUCGUAAAUCCAGGUCAGGAUUACGUUCGUCAGUCAUCUUAUGCAGAAAAUAAACAAUGUCAUGGUCAAAUUUACGAGUGCAAAUAAACACCUUUUUGCCAGUAUGGAAACCUAAGGAUUUUCUUUGAAACCUGACUUUGAGUUGGAGAUAUUUGUUAACAAAUCAUGGUGGAAAUGAAUAGUUUUUCAGGAAUAAUGAUAAAGCUCGCCAGAAAUUGAAUAAUUGGCUAUUUUUAUUAUAAUUGUGCAGCAUGUACAUCUGUAUUCACCGGAGGUUAGGUGAAUAACAGCUUGUGGCUUGCUCUUUAUUGGUCAAAAUACCUAAUCACUAACAUACCUUACAGCUGUAUACCUAUACACAUAUAAAUGUCGUGUAAAUACUGUAUAGUUAUAUAUCCCAACUUAAAGGGGACAUUUUACAAGACUUUUAAAAAAUGUAAAAUAAAUCUUUGAUGUCCCCAGAGUAUGUGUGUGAAGUUUAGCUCAAAAUACCCAAUAGAUAAUUUAUUAUAGCAUGUUAAAAUGGGGUGAGACAAAAUGUGCCAUUUUUGGGUGUGUCUGCUUAAAUGAGCUGAGCCUAUAUUCUUAUAGCUUCUUAGAAUCCAUUCAGGGAGCUCAUAUUUUAGUGUAAAAAUAUCUUUGUAGGAGUCUUAGCUUAAGAGCCAUCUGAGAGCAACUCUGAACAAGGAAAAUACAAAAACUUUUGUUUUUGUGAGGAGGCGGAGCGGACCCUGUUGCUACGUAUGACACAGUCUUUUGAUACUGUGAUUGGCUGGUUGUCUAAGAAGGAAGAAAAAGAGUGCUUUUAAGUAUAGGAUCUAUUAUAAGGCAUCAGUUUGUUUUACUCUUUUGCCUGUUUCACAGUACACCCCCCCUCCUCUCUCUCUCACGCACACACAACUUCUAUUUCUGGCGCUAUGACAUUUCUGCUCUGUGUUGGAGAUGUUAGCAUGUCUCCAUGCAUUGUGUGCAACACUUUUUUUCUCCCUCUUCUUAUUUUGUCCACUUUCCCUGCAGUUAAAGAAACUCUUAAGCCUCUUAAAAGUCCUCAAUACUCCUAACAAACUUGGAAAUUAAAGGGCCGUUCACAUUAUAACGAUACCGGGCGAUAACAAUACAUUUAUGCUAAUUCACUCGCGCAAAUCACUUGCCUUUACUAUUUCUUGUAAUAAAAAUUUUGCAAUUGUUUACAUGUCACUGAAUGGUUUAUCGUUCAUCAGGUGGGGAAAAAACGCUCAUAAGUGAUCUCAACGGUAUCGUUCAUUGUAUCUUUAUCACUAUAACUGUUCUCUUUAAUAUAAAACAAUU